This is a messenger RNA of Syzygium oleosum, 2479 nucleotides long. Its product is annotated as probable polyol transporter 6. The coding region runs from base 696 to 2261 and encodes 521 amino acids. The record is from RefSeq and is a predicted model, not a curated record. Gene Ontology annotation, molecular function: carbohydrate transmembrane transporter activity. Gene Ontology annotation, biological process: transmembrane transport. Lineage: Eukaryota; Viridiplantae; Streptophyta; Magnoliopsida; Myrtales; Myrtaceae. The transcript is spliced from 2 exons. Gene Ontology annotation, cellular component: membrane.
ACACAGCACAGAGGCACAUGGCGCUUUCGAACCUUGCCCUUCUUUUCGACGUUGCCAUCAUUCUUGUUUGGUAAAAUGAAAUGGGAAGUUUUCUAAUCGAUGGAAAGGUCGCCACACAAGCGAUUUCCGGGCUGGCAAGAGACUAGGACCGCCAUUAUCGUCUCUUUCGUUCGAAUGAAUCGUCCAAGUCACAGCAAGAGUUCUCUGCUAAGGCUCUCCAACAUCAUGCGCUGCUUCUUUUCCACGUGCACAAUUUCAUGCGCAUAGGAAUUUCGUCUUUUCGCGAAAGAAAGGUGAUUGAGGUCCGAGACAAAUGAUAUUUUGAAAAUUCAAGAUUCGCAUGAUUGAGCCCGCUUUGUAAAUGCUCCGAGAGGAAACUUGUCAAGAAGACCAGAUUAAAGAAUAGUGUUGGGGUUGGAAAAACAUUGACGAUGAUGCUGAUAUCCGCAUAUGCUACUCGCCACUUGAGCUGUUCAACUCGAGAUAUCAUUACCUUAAUAAAGAUGUCUUAAGGAGCAAGGGGACAAAAUAAUAAUUGCAGAGGCAAAGGAUAGGUUUCCAGGUCAUAGUUGUUUGGAUUUAGCAUAUAAUACCUGGGAUUACCUUCUCCUUUUGAACCGGUCUUCUUUAGUUCUUAUUCCCGAGACCUCGGUGGUUCUUUUUAGCCCGGAAAGAUCUCAUUUUUGUCCCCCCUCAUGCAAGAACCAGACAGGAGCCUCCAUGACCCUUUGAUCCCCAAAUCGGAGUCGUGUCGCCGUGAUCUGAAAGAUGAGGGAAAGCAAGAGACGUUGUUCAAGAAACAGCCCCUCAAGGUCAGGUUCCAAGAAGAUGAGCCGGGGAGGGAGUCUGGUGCUCAUGGAGGUGGCCGGUUCAACAGAUACGCUCUUGCCGGGGCCAUCUUGGCCUCCACCAACUCCGUCCUAUUGGGAUAUGAUAUUGGGGUGAUGAGUGGCGCAGCGUUGUUCAUCAAAGAAGACCUCAAGAUCACAUCAACACAAGUUGAGAUCUUGGUGGGCUCUCUCAACGUGGUGUCGCUGUUCGGGUCUCUGGCCUCAGGCCGGACCUCUGAUUGGAUUGGCCGCCGGUGGACCAUCAUCCUCGCGGCCUGCACCUUCUUGAUCGGCGCGCUCCUGAUGGGCCUCGCCCCGUCGUUCUUGUUCCUCAUGGCUGGGAGGGUGGUCGCUGGGGUCGGCGUCGGGUUCUCCCUGAUGAUCGCGCCGGUCUACGUGGCUGAGCUCUCGCCGGCGAUGACCCGAGGCUUCCUGUCAUCGCUCCCCGAGGUCUUCAUUAACAUUGGCAUCCUUCUGGGUUACAUAUCCAACUACGCCUUAUCAGGCCUCUCGCCUGAUGUAAAUUGGAGGUUCAUGCUGGGCCUGGCUGCGCUGCCGGCUGUCGCAAUAGGGUUGGGCGUGAUGGCGAUGCCGGAGUCGCCCAGGUGGCUGGUCCUGGAAGGGAGGCUGGAAGAGGCAAGGCAAGUCCUGGUCAGGACAUCGGAGACUGAGGAAGAGGCAGAACUGAGGCUCGGCGAGAUGGUCAAUGCCGCUUCCCUCAACCCUGGCCCGGCCCAUUGGAACGGGCAGGGCGUGUGGAGGGAGCUCCUGUGGAGCCCGUCCCGGCCCAUCCGGAGGAUACUCGUCGCCACGAUCGGGGUUAACUUCUUCAUGCAAGCUUCCGGGAACGACGCCGUCGUGUAUUAUAGCCCGGAGGUGUUCCGAGACGCCGGAAUCACCGACCCGCGGCAGCUCACGGGGGUCACGGUGAUCAUGGGCUUCGCGAAGACGUUCUUCGUGUUCGUGUCGGCCCUUUUCUUGGACCGGUUCGGACGGAGGCCCCUCCUGCUGUUGGGCUCCGCAGGGAUGGCGGUGUCCUUGGCCGGGCUGGGCAUGGGUUCCACUCUCCUGGAGAGCUCGGGAAGCAAGCCCCAGUGGGCCAUCGCGCUGUGCGUGGUGGCCCUCUGCGCCGACGUCUCGUUCUUCUCGAUCGGGCUCGGGCCCAUCACGUGGGUCUACUCGUCCGAGGUGUUCCCGACGAGGUUGCGGGCCCAGGGCACGAGCCUGGCCAUCGCGGUGAACCGGCUGGUGAGCGGGGCGGUGGCGAUGUCGUUCCUGAGCAUCGCCAGGGAGAUAACCUUCGGGGGGAUGUUCCUGGUGCUCGCCGGGGUGAUGGCGUUGGCAACUGUGUUCUUCUACUUCUUUUUGCCCGAGACGAAAGGCAAGAGCUUAGAAGAGAUUGGGGCUUUAUUUGAGGAUACUAAAGAUUGAUGGAUAGACAGAAAGAGAGAGCUAAUGAAAGAGCGUAGAAAGGCAAGAGCUUAGAACCAAUUGUAUCGUUUUGUGCAAGUUGAGUGAUUGAAUUGUAUUCUAUGCGAAAGAUCGAGAGUGCAGGAACCCAGUUUUCAAUUUAUUUCCAUAUGGUUAUCAAUCAUGUUGUGGUAAUGAAAACCAAGCUCAAAGCUUUUGCAUUUUGUUGUUAUUGUCAA